CCUUCUACCUCUGCGAGCGGGGAGGGGUUAGUUUCCCACAGGGGAUUUCAACCAUCACACUCAGAGCCCGCCUCCUAAUCCUCGGGCGGAGCGGCUCGGGGGCCCCAUUUUAUGGCAAUAAAGCGACUUAGCGCCUGCUGAGCGAGCCCCUCCCCGCCGCCGCCCCCGCCCUCGGCCCCACCCCGGGGCUCGCCCGCAGCGGCGGGGCUUUGUUUCGGGGGAGGAGGACCCGGAGCUCUUUUGUUUGGGGGUUUGGUGUUUUCACCUUCCCCCCGCACCCCCCCAACCGCCCCCCCCCCCCCGCGCCUCUCCGGUUUCCUGAGCUGCGGGCUGCAAGGGAGGAGAAGCGGCGUCUUGCAACCCCCUCGGCUGGGCCCCGGGGUAAUUCGAUGCGGGCCUGGCGAGGCUCCCCCCGCUAGACCCGGGCUCGCGUCUCGGCAGCCUCCACCCACCGGCCCACCCUACAUUUAGCGCAUCAUGUGAUCCGGUGACCUGGAGCAUCUUUUCCUAUGUUUGUAGGAGAAGUUCGCUGACUCCCGCUCUCCUCUCCGUGAAUGUGGUUUUUCCGUGGAAGCUUCAUUGACGUUCAUCCGUGGUGCAGAGGCAGUCAGGCCUUGUGAGUCAAGUGGAGCUCACAGCCUCCCAGAUCCUGGAAGGUUUUGUCGGGAUCAAUGUGACUCUGGAAACAAAUGGAUGAAUGAAUAUCCAUAUGAAGAGGAAAACAAUAAAGUCCUGGCUCUGCCCGUUACCUCCCGGGGUGUCUCGUGGUUUGUGAAUGUGGCGCGGAUAGAAUGAGAUGACUGCCAUAGCAGAGAUCCGUCACUGCGUGUUUAAGGAGAAAUUUGGCCAACUCGUGACCCCCAGAAUAUCACCACCUUUGAGAACAGAAUGUUAAUGCUUGAUGGGAUGCCGGCAGUCAGAGUCAAAACAGAGCUUUUGGAAUCUGAACAAGGGCCUCCAAACGUCCACAACUACCCCGAUAUGGAAGCUGUUCCCCUGUUGCUAAAUAAUGUGAAAGGGGAACCCCCGGAGGACCCGUUAUGCGUAGAUCACUUCCAGACACAAACUGAGCCAGUGGACUUGUCCAUCAACAAAGCCAGGACAUCCCCCACAGCCGUUUCCUCCUCCCCCGUUUCCAUGACAGCGUCCGCCUCCUCCCCUUCUUCAACCUCAACCUCUUCGUCGUCUUCUAGUCGUCCAGCCUCAUCCCCAACUGUUAUAACAUCAGUAUCUUCAGCAUCAUCUUCGUCAACGGUAUUAACUCCAGGGCCCCUUGUUGCCUCUGCCUCUGGUGUGGGAGGCCAGCAGUUUUUGCACAUUAUCCAUCCCGUUCCGCCUUCAAGUCCCAUGAAUUUACAGUCUAACAAACUGAGUCACGUUCACCGCAUCCCCGUGGUGGUCCAGUCGGUGCCUGUUGUCUACACAGCUGUGCGGUCACCUGGAAAUGUGAACAACACUAUCGUCGUACCACUUUUGGAGGAUGGGAGAAGCCAUGGCAAAGCACAAAUGGACCCUCGAGGCCUAUCUCCCAGACAAAGUAAAAGUGACAGUGAUGAUGAUGACCUGCCAAAUGUGACCUUAGAUAGCGUUAAUGAAACUGGAUCUACGGCCCUUUCCAUAGCCAGAGCAGUACAAGAGGUACAUCCGUCCCCAGUAUCAAGGGUCCGGGGAAAUCGAAUCAAUAAUCAGAAGUUUGCUUGUUCAAUCUCACCAUUUAGUAUUGAGAGCACAAGACGCCAGAGAAGGUCUGAAUCCCCAGACUCCAGAAAACGGCGUAUCCACAGAUGUGAUUUUGAGGGAUGCAACAAAGUGUACACAAAAAGUUCUCACCUGAAGGCUCAUCGAAGGACGCAUACAGGAGAGAAACCCUACAAGUGUACCUGGGAAGGCUGCACCUGGAAAUUUGCUCGUUCGGAUGAACUGACGAGGCAUUACCGCAAACACACAGGAGUGAAGCCAUUCAAGUGCGCAGACUGUGAUCGCAGCUUUUCCCGGUCAGAUCACUUGGCGCUGCACCGCCGGAGGCAUAUGCUGGUGUGAGGAAGGCUACCUGUCCAGCUGAGCGUAAGAGCUGGAUCUCUUAGCGGCACCCAAUUCAGCAGGGCUGAACCCCCUUCACAGUGUUAACCCAAAAGGGCAUCACCAUCCCACGAUGUCUGAAAGCAGAGCAGGAAAAAGAAGUCGGAACACUUCUUUCGGUUUGAAGGUAACCCCCAUCAUGACUACACGAGAAACAACUUCACGCUGGCCUGGGAGAUCGGUGACACAAAUGCUGAAGAGACAGGCAGUGUUUUCCGUGCUGUGUCCUCUGCCAUUUCAAGAUGUUUGUAGUUUGUACAUUUUCUGAGCUGUCAGACGUUUUGUGAUUUGAUACUUUAAAGGUCAUCUACCACAAAUUGAUGGCUAGAGCAAGACCUUGUACGUUUGAAUUAUUCUCCCAUCAUCCCACCCCUGAGCCCGUUUUUACAAAAGUUUGAGUUACUGUCUAAGUAAGAUAGAACCCACUUCCAAUCUGUUACCAGCAAGCAGCCUGAAAGUAGAAAAGAAGAAGCUGUUGGAGAGGUUCCAUUACCUGAAAAGAAAGGAGCGCUCAGGCAGCCCUUUGCAAUAGUGAUGGCAGCCACUAGAUAUCACCCGCAACUUGUCCUUGUGCCAUCCAUGCCCUGGAGAAAACCAACAUUGAUUCUUUCAUUUGUUUGUUGUUGAUCGUUUUUGUUUUGUUCUGCUUCUGUUUUGUUCAUCUGUUCGAGCAGAGGGGCAGCGACAUUUCAGUUGGAGUCUAGUCCUGGUGUCUGCCCUGGCAUGGACGGGCACAGAGCUGUUCUGUAGUUGAAUAGGAAGAGCCUGUC
Physeter macrocephalus (sperm whale) is the source of this 2849-nucleotide messenger RNA. RefSeq names its product KLF transcription factor 12 (gene KLF12). The transcript has 12 exons. Bases 889 to 2040 code for a protein of 383 amino acids. NCBI's taxonomy places the organism in Eukaryota, Metazoa, Chordata, Mammalia, Artiodactyla, Physeteridae. Gene Ontology annotation, molecular function: RNA polymerase II cis-regulatory region sequence-specific DNA binding; DNA-binding transcription factor activity, RNA polymerase II-specific. Gene Ontology annotation, biological process: regulation of transcription by RNA polymerase II. The record is from RefSeq and is a predicted model, not a curated record.